Messenger RNA from Dichotomopilus funicola, 2238 nucleotides. Its product is annotated as tRNA synthetases class II-domain-containing protein. The transcript is spliced from 4 exons. Gene Ontology annotation, molecular function: aspartate-tRNA ligase activity; ATP binding. Bases 1 to 2238 code for a protein of 745 amino acids. Gene Ontology annotation, cellular component: cytoplasm. NCBI's taxonomy places the organism in Eukaryota, Fungi, Ascomycota, Sordariomycetes, Sordariales, Chaetomiaceae. Gene Ontology annotation, biological process: aspartyl-tRNA aminoacylation. The record is from RefSeq and is a predicted model, not a curated record.
AUGGCUUUACUCCGUGUUUCUCAAGGGAGCUUGAGGACCCUUGGGCGAGCCGAGUUGGUACACUUGCGGAGCUUUUUGCGGCCGCAGCGAACUCUCAUCAACGGAACCCAAAAUUACUCCAGACCCUUGUCAUACAGCGGUGCUCGGCCAUCUAAAGCAACGGAAACCACAAGUGAAGGGUUCAAGCAGAAGGUUAUUGGGCGACAACUGCGGGAAGAAUGGGCUAGAUAUAAUGAUUUUCCAAAACCAUCCAGGGCAGGCGACUUCAAGGAAGGACAGCUCGUGACGGUCCAUGGAUUCCUGGCGAGGAAACGGAUAAAAUCGUCCAAACUCGCCUUUGCCGAUAUCCAAAUCGACAAUGGCCCAGCUGUCCAAAUCACUUCGAGCUUCCAAGAGCCUGAGAGCCCGGCGCACAAGACAAACCAGGCCCUCAGGGGCAUUCCUCUAUACAGCCCCGUCUCCGUAACAGGCACCGUUGCCCGUCUACACAGCAACAACCCCCAACCUACUGAAACCUCACCAACCACCCGCUCGCGUCCAGGAAACUUCCCAACCGGUGUAUUCCGCAUCGACAUCGACCUAACCAGCAUCCAGCCCCUCAACCUCUUCCCCAAAGACAUCAUCGUGUCCAAAGGCGUGCAAUUUCCCCCCUCCUCUCGCCACCUCCAGAUCCGAUUCUCCGACCCCCUCCGGACGCGGCUACUCGUCCGACCGCAGAUCGCGUUCCAGCUGAGGAAGUCGCUGAACGAUCUGGCCUUCACAGAGGUGGAAACGCCUAUCCUGUUCAAGUCGACGCCUGAAGGGGCGAGGGAGUUCUUGGUGCCUACCAGGCGGCCUGGGUUGGCGUAUGCGCUGCCGCAGAGCCCGCAGCAGUACAAGCAGAUGCUUAUGGCGAGUGGGAUAAGGGGGUACUAUCAGUUUGCGAGGUGUUUUCGGGAUGAGGAUUUGAGGGCGGAUCGGCAGCCGGAGUUUACGCAGUUGGACUUGGAAAUGUCGUUUGCUACCGGCGAGGAUGUGAUGCAGACUGUUGAGUCUCUCGUUGCUGAUCUGGCUACGGUCCUUAACUCGGACUUCCGUGUCGUGGACCAAGACGGCGAGAUCCAUCUCGCGCCCAAGAGCUUGAACUCGGCCCAUUCAGAGGAAUCUGGCACCGCUUCUCGUUACGUUAUGCCGCCAUUCCCUCGCUUAUCGUACGAAACGGUCAUGACGAGGUUUGGCAUUGACAAGCCAGAUUUGAGAAUUCCGUUCGAGUUAAACCGCGUCGACCACCUCCUACCUGAGUCUUUCAUAUCCAUGAUCACCCACCUGGAUAAACCCAUCGUCGAAGUCUUCCGGUUCCGCCCCAGCCCCGUAUCCGGGGAAUCACCACUCCCCACAUCCACCGCCUUCAUCGACGACCUAAUGAAAACCCUCCCCCCAGCCCUCUCCCAAAACCCCGACGGUGCCCCCGUCGCACUCAUAGUCAACUCCUCCAAGCCCCUCCGCGGCCUCUCCCCCCUCGGCUUCGACGGCGCCUCCGCUCUCGAAAGCGGCGCCGCCGACCCCGAAUCCCCCACCCUCGAAGACGGCGAUGUCCUCGUCUUCCAAGCCCGCCCCAACAAACCCUUCCAAGGCGCCUCCUCCACCGCCCUCGGCACGCUCCGCACACUGCUAUACCAAGCAGCCGUAUCCAAAGGCCUCCUCCCCCGCGACCUCACCUUCCAAUUCCUCUGGGUCACCAACUUCCCCCUUUUCACCCCCACCAACGAAACCGACACCGACACCGACCCCGGCCAGGGCGGCCACGCCGGGUUUUCCUCCACCCACCACCCUUUCACCGCCCCCCUCACCGACGCCGACGUCGAGCUCCUAGCCACCGACCCCCUCCGUGCCCGGGCAGACCACUACGAUCUGGUCGUCAACGGCGUCGAGCUCGGCGGCGGCAGCCGACGUAUCCACGUAGCCAAGAUGCAGGAGUACGUCAUGCGGGAGAUCUUGCAGAUGACGGAUGCCGGGGUGGGGCAGUUUGCGCAUUUGUUGGAGGCGUUGAGGGCCGGGUGUCCGCCGCAUGCUGGGUUUGCGUUGGGGUUUGAUCGGUUGGUGGCGGUGUUAACUUAUACGGAGUCGGUGAGGGAUGUGAUUGCUUUUCCGAAGUCGAUGAAGGGGGAGGAUUUGACGGUGAGGAGUCCGGGGGGGGUGACGGAGGAGCAGUUGGGGGUUUAUCAUUUGGGUUUUUUGGGGGGGAAGAGUAAAGAGUGA